AUGUGGCUGUCGCGGGCCUCGCCGCCGGCCGCCCAGCGCAGGGUCCUCGCCUCGUCGCUUCCUCUGGAGGAUCCCGAGCGCCCGCCCCCCGGCGGGCAGCGGCUGCGUCUGGGGGAGUCCGGAGGCGGCCCCGGGCCGGGGUGGUGGCUUCCCGCCCUGCGGCGCCCGUCAGAGGCGGAGCGCGCCUGGGCGUGGCCUUCGCGGCCCCGAGAGCCGCCGCUCGUCCCCGCGGCUGGGCAGAGCCCGGGGGCGGCGCGGGGCGCGCGGCCGAGGUGCGCGAGCGAGGGUGGCCUGGCGCCCUGUGCGCGGGCGGCCCCGAGCGGCGGCGUGUCCUCGGCCCACCUGAGGGAGCAGGCGGGGCCGAAGGACGGCGCGCUCCAGGCCCCCGCCGGGGGCUUCACAGACCCGCCCUGGUCCCCGAGUGGGCACAGCGCCCAGAAGCGGGAGCUGCAGGAUGGCGAAAGAGCUGUAGACUCAGAAAGCUCUUGUCCUGAGUAUGGAGAAAGUGACCACCAGUUGCUCAGCUCCCGAGACGCUGUGGAGAGAAGCAGCGACCUGUGGAGCUCACAUUGCUGCGACCACAGUGGCGUGCAGUGCGAUGUGAGGCGCUCUGAAGAGAGUCGCACGGCCGCACUAAGAGAGGCGCCCUGCAGGGGAGCAGAGACGGCCCGGGACAGGCGCACACCUGCCCGGCUGGGAAGGUCUCAGAGCAGGCACUGUCACGUUGGACGCAGUUUGAAAAGAAGUGGGCGAGUUUUUGGAGUUAUGAGAAAUUACAGGGCUAACAAUGGAAGUGUGAAAAGACCUAGAGAAAAGCUGAAUUUGCUACAGUUGCAAGUAGAACUUUUAGGCGAGAAAGAUGAUCACAACACAAAAGCCAUGAAUGUGCAUGAACAGCAGUCAGCUCCUCUGAUGAUAGAAAUGCCAGGAGAUAUUAUGAAACCUAUGUUAAAGGAAAGAAGGCCUAUAUUUAAAACUCAACAAAUUUUUGAAGGGCCCAAGAAAGAAAACUUUGAUUCUUUCAGUACAACAACUAAGAAUCUAUGCCUUACCAUUUUUGAAACAUCUGAAAAAAUUCUCUUUUUAAUGGACAUUGAUGACAUGGAAGAACUUUCUCUGAUAAAAGGAUCUCAUUAUAAGAGUAUAAGUCGUCUUGAACAACUCUCGAAUGGAGAGACUUGGGGUCACUGUAGCUUCAGUAUUGUUAAAACACAUAUGAAAUCUGGUCCUCAGUUUACACGGAAAAAACAUGGAUAUAUUAGUGGAAAAUAUCAUGAAAUAAAUAUGCACAACCAAGAUUUAGGGACUGAAAGAAAACAGGAUCCUAAGAAGGUCAGUAGCUUCACUUUUAAGCACACAUUUGAAGGUUCUUUUAAUGUUAGACCACAGGCUAUACUGGCAAACCAAAACACAAUUCAUGUUGUGAUACAGAUCAAUAGGAUGACUAUAAGUCAGGUGCUAAAUUUUGAGAACUUCCAAAAUGAAAUAGAAGGAAUCAAAUAUGACUAUGUUUUGAAGAAGGAAGUAAAACUCAUAGCACAGAGUUCAAAAUAUAGUUGCCAAGUUUGUAUUAAGAUAGAAAAGGAAGAGGACAGGUUUUUUCCAAAGGAUGGUAUGCUUUCUGUGCAGUCAAUUUCAUUAAUAAGUAAGAGAGUAAAUGUGGAAGAAACUAAAUCUGUUAGUCAAAACAGCACAACAGAUAAAAAUGAAUAUAAGAGUAUUUUGCAAGAAAGUGAGUUAGCUAAUUCAGAGCAUUUUCAUCGAAAGAAUGAGGCUACGUUAUAUGUUAAUCAUCAAUUUGAAACUGAUUCAAAUGAAGGGAACAAUGAAUGCUUUCAGAACUUAACCGAAGAAUGUUUAUCAACAGAAACUAUGACAGUAGUAAAAGAUUUUGAGAUGAAGAGUAAAUUUGAUUUGGUACUUGAAGAGCUUCGUAUGUUUCAUGAAAUUAGUAAGGAAAAUGAAAUUCCAACCACUGUGGAAACAAACAAUGGGCAACAAAAUUACUUUGAAGAAAGCAGUGAUGCCAAGGAGGCAAAAAUGGCUAUAGAAAAAGAUUUGAAAAUGGUUACAGCUGACAGAAAAUGUGCAUCUCCUUUGCCCUGUGAUACAAUAGUAGGUCCUAGUAUUCAUAGAAGACACCAAAGUUUAUUUAAGUGGAAAACAGUACCUAAUAAUGGAGAACAGGAAGUUCCCAAUGUGUAUUGCUGUCCUAGAACACCAGAGGAAGAAAUACUCUAUUUUACCUCUGAGCAAGAUGGUAAAAAUACUUUACCUAAAAGACCUGCUCUAUUUCCUGAUGAGUGUAUGGAAGAAAAACUUUAUUAUUUAUUAAGAGGAGGUAGUCAUUUUCCACGUGGCAUUUCAAGAAUUCAGCCUCUUAAGACAUGCAACCGGCCAAUCAGGAUUGGUUUGUCAAGAAAAGCUAGAUUUAAGCAACUCCAUCCCUACCUGAAAUAAAUGUAUUUCAAGAGCUUAAAA
This is a messenger RNA of Heterocephalus glaber (naked mole-rat), 2481 nucleotides long. It is a transcript of the gene Rad51ap2, whose product is annotated as RAD51 associated protein 2. The record is from RefSeq and is a predicted model, not a curated record. Gene Ontology annotation, cellular component: protein-containing complex. NCBI's taxonomy places the organism in Eukaryota, Metazoa, Chordata, Mammalia, Rodentia, Bathyergidae.